AUGAAAUUAAAUAUUGUAUUAUUAGUUUUUGUAUUAAUCAGCGCUGCAAUCGUUAGCGCUGUUAAUAUUCCAAUUAACACAAACAAAGAAAAACCAGAACAACAAGGUUUCAAAUUCGACUACUCAAUUUUCCAACAAGAUAAAUUAUCAUCAGCCAACGGUGGUUCUCAUUGCGCUGGUUGCACUAUUGCAUUAACAUUAGUUGAACAAUAUUCAUAUAUCCAUAAUAAAACCAUCGAACAAUCAUUAGAUGAAAUUUGCACUUUCUUCCCAUCAAAUGCUGGUCAAGUUUGUAUUUGGUUAGUCAACACUUAUGGUAAAAGUAUUAUUCAAAAUUUCGAAAAAUAUGAACACGCUGAUGAUGUUUGUCAUGCUAUGAAUAUUUGUACAUCACCAGAAUGCAGAUUAUUCCCAAGCAAUACUCCAACUUAUUCAAACCCAGAACAUAAACACGAAGAAUAUGAUGCUUCAAAUCCAAAGGUUUCAGCUGAUCCAUGGAGCUGGAUUCAAAACUUAAUUAAUCUUUUCUCAUCAAAACAUUUACCAAUUGAAGAUAUUGAUAAUGAUAAAUAUUCAAUGGAAUCAACAUUCAGAGGUUACAGUUGGAGAGGUAAAGAUUGUAAUGAUCUUAGAAGUGAUAUUCAUCCAGGUAUUAAUGAAGAAACUACAACUGAUCCAUCCAUCGAUUGGAAUUGUAAUGGUAUCUAUGGUGUUAAUAAUAAAUCACAAUCAUACGAAGAUUUAUUCUGUUCAGGAUCAGGCCCAAUGGGUGUCAUUGUUUCAGGUGAUUCAGCAGGUGCUCAUUUCUCCAUUCCACCACAAUGGAUGACCGCCUCACAAAUUAACUCUACUACUUACAAUGGUUUCCUUAGUAUUUUAGAAAACGAAGUCGAUUGGCCAAUGAGAUCAGCUUACACUGGUUGGGAACCAUCCACCGAUACCUACACUGUCGAUUCAAUGUACUUAAGAAUGAGAGAAAGAAACUUUUGCAAUCAUAGAGAUUAUCAAAAUCUUGGUGUCAAUGGUGCUAGCUCUGGUUCAACUGCCACCAAAAUCAUUCAAAGUCUUUCACGUAAUCAACAAACUGAUAACCCAGCUUUAUUCUUCCUCGAGUUAAUCGGUAAUGAUGUUUGCAGUGGUCACCAUACUUAUGAUACUAUGACCACCCCACAAGAAUUCGAAACCAACAUCGUCUCAAUCCUUAACUACCUCGAUACCCAAUUACCAAAAGGUUCACAUGUCGUAUUUGUAGGUUUAGCUGAUGGUAGAGUACUUUGGGAUAGUUUAUGGAAUCGUACCCAUCCACUCGGUGCCACCUAUGAAGAAGUUUACGAUUUCUUAAAUUGUAUUCAAGUUUCACCAUGUUGGGGUUGGAUGAAUCCAAACGAAACCGUUCGUGAUUUCACCAGUACCCGUGCUGCUGAAUUAUCUGCCGUAUACAACCAAAUCAUCAAAAAUUACACUUUCACCAACUUUGAUAUGAUCUAUUACGAUUUCCCAUUCAACGCUAUCAAUGCCCAAUGGGUAGCUCAAGGUGGCCAAACUUGGGAAUUAAUCGAACCAAUCGAUGGUUUCCAUCCAAAUCAAAUUACUAAUUAUUUGAUGGCAAGCUUCUUCUAUAAUUCACUUACCCAAGAUAAACCAGAAUGGUUAGGAAACAUCAAUCCAUUCAAUUCACAAAUUCAAGCUAUUUUCGGUAACCAAGGUGGUUAUGUUUAA
Dictyostelium purpureum is the source of this 1719-nucleotide messenger RNA. RefSeq lists its product as uncharacterized. Gene Ontology annotation, molecular function: acyloxyacyl hydrolase activity; calcium ion binding. The record is from RefSeq and is a predicted model, not a curated record. NCBI's taxonomy places the organism in Eukaryota, Evosea, Eumycetozoa, Dictyosteliales, Dictyosteliaceae. The transcript has 3 exons. Gene Ontology annotation, biological process: lipopolysaccharide catabolic process; negative regulation of inflammatory response. The coding region runs from base 1 to 1719 and encodes 572 amino acids.